AUGGAGAUAAAAUGUGAUAUUAAUCAUAAUUUAAAUGUGAAAUGUAGUUUGCAAAAUUUUGUCCGUAAUAUAUCAUUAGACAAUGAGAAAAAAGUUUUGCAUGUAUUUGAAUUGAAGAAUAUUAGAACAAUAUAUGAUUUAAUAUUUUCUGUAUCAUUCUUUAAGUUUAGUAAUUGUAUGACAGAUGUAUAUAGUAAUGAUAGUGGUGAAGACACAUCAAUUCAUAAAUUAAAUAUAAAUUGGAAAGGCCAUAAAAAUGUUCUUUGUGCAAAUAAUAAAUUAAAACAAGAUAAUGAACUUCCAACAAUUGUAUACGAUAAGGAUAUAUGUAAUAUAAAAAACGGAACCUUACAGGGAAAGAAUAGCAACAUUAACGAUAUAUUAAAAAGUUCAAUAAAUACAUCAAAGAAUAAUAAUAAUAUAAAUAAUAAUAAUAAUAAUAAUCAUUUAUAUAAUAAAGAUGAAUUUAUUAAUAAUACACUUAAAAACGAAGAAUAUAAUAACAUUUUAUCCAAUACAGAGUUAAAUAAAAUGAACCCUUCUAAUAAUAAAGAAGAAAAUAAUACAACAACACUACACCCUAAACAUUCAAACGUAAUGGAAAUUAAUGAAAUGAAUAAUUAUUAUGAAAAGAAAAAAAAGGAAUGUACUUAUAAUAAUGAAUAUGUAUAUUUUGAUAUAUAUAUUAAUUCUGAUAUUAUUAACAUAUUUCAUGUUAAUGAUAAAGAUAAAGAGAAAUUAAUAAAAUAUAUUUAUGAUAUUAUAGAAACUAAUGAUAUAUUAAUUAUGUGUAUUUAUUUAAAUUUACAAAAUGUAUAUGAAAAAUUAGAAAAAUAUAAUAUUCUAAAUAUAACAUUAUUAAAAAAUAUUAUUGAAGCCAAAAAAUUUGAAUGGAUGAAAAAUGAAAUUGGAAUUUCACUUAGUGAAUUUAUACUAAUUAUAAAUUUUAUUCUAAAAGUUAAAAAGAAUAGAAUUUUUUGUAGUAAUAUAUUUAAUCAAUAUAAUAAAAAUAAUAAUAAAACUACUAAAAAAAAAAAAAAUACAAAAACACUCUGUGAUAAAAUUCAUCAAUUUAUUGAAUUCGAUAAUUGGACAUUUAAAAAUAUUAUAGAUAAUCCUUUCUUUCAAAGAUUAAGAAGCUUAUCACAAUUGGGAGCAUGCCAAUAUGUAUAUCCAGGAGCUACACAUAGUAGAUUUGAACAUAGUCUUGGUGUUGGUUUCUUAUCGGCGAAAUAUUUUACUCAUUUAUGUAAUAGAUCUAAUUUAUCACCUUAUCAUGGAGAAUUAAAAAGAAUGCUUAGAUGUGUUCAAAUUGCUGGUUUAUGUCAUGAUUUAGGACAUGGACCUUUUAGUCAUACAUUCGAAAGCUUCUUUAUGAAUUAUAAAAAAGAAGAUACAGAUCAUAAAUGGAAUCAUGCUUCUAUGUCCUUAAAUAUUGCUGAACAUAUAAUAGAAAAUUUAAUAGAUCAAGAUGACGUACUAGAUGUUAGUGAUAUUAAAAUUAUUAAAAAAUUGAUAAAAGGAACAGAGAAUAACAAAACAUUUUCUGGAAUAGAUCCUAUAGAUUCAUUAAUAACUGCUUCAUUUGAUAUUAUAUGUAAUAAUAAAAACGGAUUAGAUGCUGAUAGAUUUGAUUAUUUACAAAGAGAUGCAACAAUCGCUCCACCGAACGGUACUUUACCUUCAUUAAAUUGUAAUCGUAUUAUUGGUCAAAGCGCAGUCAUUAAUGGGCACAUAACAUAUAAUGUUAAAGAAAUUCAUCCUGUAUGGACAGUCUAUAUGAACAGAUUUUCAUUAUUUAAACAAGUAUAUACACACAGAAAAGUAAGAGCCAUGGAACUUAUGCUCUGUGAUGGUUUCCGUUUAGCUGACGAUAUAUUUAAAUGGUCAGAAUCUUUAAAUGACUUAGACUCAUUCCUAGAUCUUACUGAUUCCUCUAUUAUUUAUGAUAUUAAAAAAAAAGCCAAGGUGUGCAAAUAUGAUGAAAAACUUAACCAUUCCCUAAACUUAAUUAACUCUGUCAUAUAUGAUAGAAAUUCAGAAUACACAUAUAAAUAUAUAUCCGAAAUUAAUAUUACUGAACCAAAAUUAAUCGAAUAUUUAAAAGAUAUAACUAACGAAGAAAAAAUUGCUCGUUAUGCUCAUGGAUUAAGUCCUGAUGAUAUUAUCAUCGAUUGGAAUUAUUUGAAUUAUGGAAUGGGAGCAAAUGAUCCCCUCGAUUCAGUUUAUUUUUAUACCUCAGAUAAUGAAGAUGAGGCAUUUAUAGCACAUAAAGAAUAUAGAGGUACUCAUCCUCGAUACUUUGAAGAGUGUAAUGUGAGAUUGUAUUGUAAAAAUAAAAAAGUAGCACAUCUAGCCAAACAAGCCCAUCUGAAUUUUAUAUCCAGUGAGGUUUUUACGGCAUCUUCGCCUCUUCAUAAAAAACAAAAGAAUUGUUAA
This is a messenger RNA of Plasmodium reichenowi, 2439 nucleotides long. Its product is annotated as HD superfamily phosphohydrolase protein. Gene Ontology annotation, molecular function: dGTPase activity. Bases 1 to 2439 code for a protein of 812 amino acids. Gene Ontology annotation, cellular component: nucleus. Gene Ontology annotation, biological process: dGTP catabolic process. The transcript has a single exon. NCBI's taxonomy places the organism in Eukaryota, Apicomplexa, Aconoidasida, Haemosporida, Plasmodiidae. The record is from RefSeq and is a predicted model, not a curated record.